This is a messenger RNA of Amphiprion ocellaris (clown anemonefish), 2776 nucleotides long. RefSeq names its product epiphycan (gene epyc). The record is from RefSeq and is a predicted model, not a curated record. The transcript has 10 exons. Gene Ontology annotation, molecular function: protein binding. NCBI's taxonomy places the organism in Eukaryota, Metazoa, Chordata, Actinopteri, Pomacentridae. Bases 286 to 2082 code for a protein of 598 amino acids.
CGAGUGACCAAAAGCAAUCUGCUCCGGUCCAAUCAGUCUCAGUGCCUACCUUCACACAUAAGCGACAGGGGCACCCGGGUCCGCCACAGCGCACAGACCUGCACAUACACAUACACACCUACACACUUGUCACAUUCACGCACACACACCUUUCACACACUUCACACACCCUCCCUCUUCAAGGCACCCUGCGCGACCUCUCACCAUUGGCCAAGUCCCGGAGCCCUCAGCAUCUCCAUCACGGCUGAAGGGACCAUUCGGGAAAGCAGGAGACAGAGGUGGACUAUGAGGAUGUUUGUGCGGCUCGUGUUUGGACUCUUCGUCCUCAGAGCGGCAGUUGCCAGCCCGAGAUUUUCCCGACAAGUGGACUUGGACACGUACGACAGUGCUCACUAUGAUGUGGAUCUAGACAAUAUCAAUUUGGAGAAUCAGGAUACCUACGACUAUGAAGAUGGGCUGACAAUUGAUGAUCCUCAGAUAGAGAUUGGAACACUGGCCCCACCUGACUACAACUACCCUGAGAAAGAAGUGGAGGAGGAGGAGGAGGAAGAGGAAGAGGAGGAGUUGCCCCUAAAACCCCAGCUUGUCCCUCAGGGUUCAGGGGGAUCUGGGGUUCUCAUGGGCCCAGACACACAGAAAGAGGUGGAGCUGCGUCUGACGCCCAUUGAUAUUCUUCAUGUCUCCGGAGAUUUUGGGGGCUCUGUAGGGUCUGGGGCCUCGGGUGCUUCUGGGGCUUCUGGGGCUUCUGGGUCUGGAGGGUCAGGAGACAUACUGGUCUCCAGCGCCUCAGGGGGUUCUGGUGACAUUGUCUUCAUCUCCGGAGCCUCUGAGGAGCUCCACAGCUCUGGAGGAUCCGGAGAGUUCUUGUUAUCUGGGGAUCUUUUGAUAUCUGGGGAUCUCUCGGGAUCCGGAGAUACCAUGGGAUCUGCAGCUUCUGGAGCCUCCGGUGACUUUGCCUCUGGAGGCUCUGGAAUUUUGAUUGAACUGAGCUCUGGGGGAUCUGGGGACCAGUCUGGUUCUGGGUUCUCUGGAGAUCUUUUGAUCUCGGGGGCUUCUGGAAGUUCUGGGGCCUCUGGGGACUCUGAGUCCGGGGAGUCAGGGAUAAUAUUGUUGUCUGGAGAGGAGGAGCUGCCCCUCAUUCCCGACACAAUCCCCCACGAGGCAUCGGGUGCUUCUGGGGAGUUCUCAGGCGCUUCAGGGAUCUCAGGGGAUGUUGGAGCCUCUGGAGAUUCAGAGGUCUCCGGAGAAUCUGGGGCUUCUGGUGUCUCUGGCUCUGGAGACACCGAGGUCCCUGAUGUGACUCUGGUCCCUGACACUAAAGAGGAGGGGCUGCUUCCGACUACACCAGAAACCCCUCAGGAGGGUGCUGGCACUGUAGAAGGGUCAGUGAGCUCUGGAUUGCCAGAGCCUGAAGAGCCAGACGAGCCUGAUGAGCCUGUGAUUGACACACGAGGAAUGCCCACUUGCUUGUUGUGUACCUGCCUUGGUGGUUCGGUCUACUGUGAUGACUUGAAGCUGGAUAGUGUACCACCUCUACCCAAAGACACCACUCACUUCUACGCCCGCUACAACAGAAUCACCAAGAUCAACAAGUCCGACUUUGCCUCCAUGAACAAGCUGAAGAGGAUCGACUUAACCGCCAACGAGAUAAAGUCCAUUGAUGAAAAGGCAUUUUUGGGUCUGCCUAACCUGGAGGAACUGGUGAUCCGAGAAAAUCACGUCUCACAGCUGCCUGCUCUCCCAGAGACCAUGACUCUCAUUGAUGCCAGCCACAACAACAUCGGCACAAAGGGAAUUCAUUCAGAGGCGUUCAAAGAUAUGACUGCCCUGCUGUACCUGUACCUCACAGACAACCACAUCGACUACAUCCCAGUUCCUCUACCAGACAGCCUGCGAUCUCUACAUCUACAGCGUAACAAUAUUCAGAUGAUGCACGAGGACACGUUCUGCAACCUGAAAGACUUCAACUACAUCAGGAACGCGCUGGAGGACAUCCGUCUGGACGGCAACCCCAUCAACCUCAGCAGGACCCCACAGGCUUACGUCUGCCUGCCUCGUAUACCCAUCGGGGAUCUCAUUUAACCACACACACCCGAAGCUACACUCUUGCACACAAAUACAACCACAUGCACACACAUAUGUACAUAUUGACAAACAUGGGCGACACACACAGACACACACAACUUAUUCACUCCUGAAUCAAAACCAUCAGCUGCAAUAGUGUGCUACCAAUAAACUGUCAUACAUGCUGCUGAAUAUAAUACAGAUCAGUUAAACUGUGAGGAAAUUCGUUCCACAAUCACCCAAGAACACAUUAAUAAUGAGUCACAUUCCGAUGAUCAAGCACAUAUACACUAUUCCACUACACCUUCUUCCUGUUGUUCAGAUUUUUAUACCAGGAAAACACACACACACACUGAAACCUUCACUCUCUCAUCCAUUCCAAUGCAUAGACACACACAUCAACACACACACAAGAACUUUCUCAGAUGCCAAACUGUUCCGCAACUUGAUUUAAAGUAAAUAGGUGGAGAAAUCAAUUCAUUAAAAACCCUUGAAUGGCAUGUAUGUUUCUGCUUAGUGUUUUGUCAUGACUGGCAAACAAACAACCAGUAAUAUAUUGUUUAAAUAUGUUUGUUUUGUAAAAAAAUAAUAUUAAGAUUAAUGACGAAUCUAACACUUUUGGCAAUGUAUACUAGCAUAAACUUAUUGAAGAUGGAGCUUAAUGAAAGGUAAAUUGAGUAUCUAAUGCAAUAAAAGACGCAUUUAAACACAA